Molecule: messenger RNA, 2280 nt
Organism: Aspergillus ochraceoroseus IBT 24754
Lineage: Eukaryota; Fungi; Ascomycota; Eurotiomycetes; Eurotiales; Aspergillaceae
Product: replication factor A subunit protein RFA1
Exons: 6
Coding region: 222-2045 (607 amino acids)
Biological process (GO): telomere maintenance via telomerase; nucleotide-excision repair; meiotic cell cycle
Cellular component (GO): DNA replication factor A complex; nucleus
Molecular function (GO): damaged DNA binding; single-stranded telomeric DNA binding
Source: RefSeq, a predicted model, not a curated record
GUCCACAACAACCUCGAAGCUUUCAACAACAUCUGAGAUUUUCCUGUACGAGCACUCUUGCUUAAUUUCCACUGCAUUAAUACCUCCUUGACGAGGAUUUGAAUAUCAGCAUUCAACAUUCAGAUUUACCAUUCGCUGUAUCUGGGCGUCGUUUCUGAUUCUCACUUGAUUUCAGUGCAAACUGCCAAGUACAACAAGAGAAGCAUCAAAUUUCCAAGGCCAUGGCUUCAGAAGCGGCAUCGCAUAUCUCUGUAGGGGCACUUAGUGCUAUUUUUGACGACACAAAGCCCCAGAUCCGCGAGCCCAUCGUCCAAUGCGUUCAGAUCAAGCCACUGCCUCCUCAGGCAAACCAACAAGAACGCUAUAGGGCUGUCUUUAGCGAUAUAUCCAACUAUGUCCAGACUAUGCUCGCAAUUCAAGCCAAUCAUUUUGUCACAGAUGGUUUACUUCGCAAGGGUUGUUUUGUUCGAUUGAAAUCCUUUCAGGCUAACUCGGUCAAAGGGAAAAAAAUUCUCAUAAUUCUCGAUCUCGAGGUCUUGCAGGAACUGGGUGAGGUCGACAAAAUCGGCGAACCAAAGCCUCUGGAAAGCAGGGUAGAAGAGGACGACAAACCACAACCUACAACAAUCUCCAGCGGCGGAUUCUACGGUAAUAAAAUUCAGAGUGCGCCACCCCCAAUCAGUAGUCGUGCCCAGCACGUCAAACCAGCCCAUACUUCAGCACAUGCUACCAUAUAUCCUAUUGAAGCAAUCUCUCCGUAUGCCCACAAGUGGACAAUCAAGGCCCGCUGCACGAGCAAGUCUAAUAUUAAGACCUGGCCCAACAGAAACGGUGGCGGAGAAGGUAAACUUUUUAGUGUGAACCUAUUGGAUGACAGUGGCGAGAUUCGUGCUACGAGUUUCAAUGACCAAUGUACGGCUCUCUAUGACGUUUUCCAAGAAGGCGGCGUCUACUAUAUUACUAGCCCAUGCCGUGUGCAAAUGGCCAAGAAACAAUUUACAAACCUCAACAACGAUUAUGAGCUUAUAUUUGAGAAGGAUACCAUUGUUGAAAAGGCAGAGGAUCAAGCCGACGUUCCGCAGGUUCGCUUCAAUUUUACCCCCAUUGGCGACCUUCAGUCUGUCGAAAAAGAUACCACAAUCGACGUGAUUGGAGUCUUGAAAGAGGUCGGGGAUACUACGCAGAUUGUAUCGAAAACGACACAUAAGCCUUAUGAUAAGCGUGAGCUUACUUUGGUCGAUAAUACCGGGUUUUCAGUUCGCUUAACUAUCUGGGGCUCUACAGCAUUAAAUUUCAGUGCUGUGCCGGAAUCAGUAGUUGCGUUUAAAGGAGCCAAAGUUUCUGAUUUUGGGGGACGGAGCUUGAGCUUGCUUAGUUCGGGCUCGGUGACCGUUGACCCUGAUAUCGAGGAAGCUCAUAGGCUCAAGGGCUGGUAUGAUGCACAAGGCAGAGAUGAAAACUUCACCUCACAUGCGUCUAUGUCUCUGGCCACGACCUCCACAGCAAAGUCUGAUCAGUUCAAGACCAUUGCCCAGGUUCAUGAUGAGCAACUUGGUAUGUCGGAAGAGGCAACUUACUUCUCCCUGAGAGGUACCGUCAUCUAUAUCAAGCAGGACAAUAUGUGUUAUCCAGCCUGUCUCUCAGAUGGCUGCAAUAAGAAGGUCACAGAACUGGAUCCCGGCCAAUGGCGAUGCGAACGCUGCGACAAGACUCACCCACGACCAGAGUAUAGGUACAUAAUGCUCAUUAGUGUCAGUGAUCAUACUGGACAGUUGUACCUGAGUUGCUUCGAUGAUGUUGGCAAACUAAUGAUGGGCACAACGGCGGACAAUUUGAUGGAAUUGCGCCAGAACGACGAAAAGGCAGCGGCCGAUGUGUUUCAGAGUGCAACUUGUCGAACCUGGGUCUUCAGAUGUCGGGCGAAACUCGAACAUUACGCCGAUCAGCAACGCAUUCGAUACCAGAUCUCAUCAGCAAAACCCGUAAACUACUCCGAGGAGGCAUCACGUCUCGCAGAUAUAAUUGAUACCUACAAUAUUUCCUAGUUGUGAUUUUAUACUUUUCAAUCUCGAUCAAUUAAAGCUUAUCUUUCCCAUCAGAUCUCUGGUACAACUUAAGGCCCUACUCGAUACAACUUGGCCAUUCUUAGGGGUGGCUAUUGUGCCUGGAGUUUGCCCUGUAUCAGAGUGUUUUGGCUGGCGGGGAUUCAGUGAAGGGGAAUGGAAAUAUUGCACAUGGUGAUAUACUUCUCAGCAAUUUCAAAGCCUUGGUGUCUUGUAU